AUGGACAUUCGAAGCAUGCUCAACUCGGGCUCGGCCGCUGCCCAACAAUUCAAGGAGCAGCAGCAGCAGGACCUGCAGCAGCCUCGGCGGCAACACAGCAGCAACGGCAACGGCGAGGAGAUUGAUCUCGAUCUCGAUAUCGACCUUGACGACAACCCCGACGACGACGACAAGGAAUCUGGCAGUUCCUCCGAUGCCGAAGGCACUGUCUCAAUCGAUCGUCCCUACGAGUGUGUCUGGGUGGACUGCACAAAGUCAUUCUCAAGACGAUCUGAUCUGGCAAGACACAGACGUAUCCACACCGGUGAAAGGCCAUACCAAUGUGAAUGGGCUGGCUGUGGAAAGCAAUUUAUCCAACGCUCAGCCCUGACGGUGCACUACCGUACCCACACUGGCGAGCGCCCCCACGUCUGCGAAUACGAGUCCUGCCAAAAAUCCUUCAGCGAUUCAUCUUCUCUGGCUCGCCAUCGUAGGACCCACACUGGCAAACGGCCUUAUGUCUGCGAGAACCCAGGCUGCGGAAAGACUUUCACCCGACGCACAACCCUGACCCGUCAUCAAAAGGGCCACGAGCCUGACCUCAAAACAUUUAUCAGCGACAACAGAGAGCAACUUGCGGCCGCAGGAAUCCUUGUUGCUAUCCCACAAUCCCGCCCUCACUUGCAACGGUCACAGUCGCACUCUGUCUCCAACUCGUCGCCUCCCUCGCCCAGCCCCAACGGCCACUCUCACUCCCACUCUCACUCCCACUCUCACUCUCACACCAAUGGAUAUCUGCCACCCAUGAACCAGGAUCGUUUCGGGACAUCACCCUUGGGCUCUCGCUCUGUCGGACCAGCAUCGUCAAAGUACUUUGGAACCAGUUCUCCCGGCUCGAUCCAGGGCGCAUUCGGUCACUCGUCCUCAUACCAGGGAGAAGAGUCGAACAUUACCCGUCCUAUGCACCAUCACAGCCACAGCCACAGCCACAGCUACAGUGGUGAUCACGGAAUGAACGGUCGUCAGCACUACCCCCCGGCUGGAUCGGGUCAUCAGCAUUACAACUCGGACCAUGGUCACCAUGAAAUGUCGUCAUCGCUUCCUUCUCAUUUCCACAUGCAUCAAUCUCAGUCACGGCCUGUCCGGUGGGAGCCUCAGGGAUCGAACGGUCACAGCCAGCACGGUCGUACAAACAGCCAGAGCCCGACAGCAGAGCCCACGGACGUUGCAAUGUCUUCCUCCUUGCCUGCUGGAUACGGUCAACCUGCCAUGUCUUUUGCACACCACAGCGGGCCCAACAACGGAUCGCCUUCUGGACCUCCUCCUCCCCACCCCCACCAUCAUCACCGUCAACAACACUCGCAGGAUUAUGGUCGGUCGUCACAGGGACCCUCGUCGCCCUCCAUUAACGGCCACUUUAACUAUGAGCACGGACGGUUUGCAGACAGUGAGAGAUCGCACCACCAGCAUUCGUUGUCGGGAUCAUUUUCACACUCGGGGUCGUCAAGAGGCAGCCCGGGACCUUACUCGCAGUCGUUCCCCACUCACUCGCACAUGCAGUCACCUCAACAACCACAGUCUCCACACAUCAACGGUCACGGUAGCGGUCAUCACCACUACUCCUCAUCGCCUUCUUCGUCCUCACACUUUCAAUCGCAGUCGUCCCCUUACCAAGGGUCGCCGUCUCAUUACAGCAGUGGACACCAUGCCUCGUCCUCGAUGGACGACCGGCGGUUCCAUUCUGCGCCCAUCCCUGUCCGCAACCGCUCUUAG
Molecule: messenger RNA, 1752 nt
Organism: Linnemannia hyalina
Lineage: Eukaryota; Fungi; Mortierellomycota; Mortierellomycetes; Mortierellales; Mortierellaceae
Source: the annotation of a GenBank genome assembly